Molecule: messenger RNA, 495 nt
Organism: Neofelis nebulosa (Clouded leopard)
Lineage: Eukaryota; Metazoa; Chordata; Mammalia; Carnivora; Felidae
Product: brain acid soluble protein 1-like
Exons: 2
Coding region: 1-495 (164 amino acids)
Source: RefSeq, a predicted model, not a curated record
AUGGGCUCGGCCGCGAGGGAGACACCAAUGAACCCGGCCAGAGGGCUCGCGCCGGGAGAGGCGGAGAACGACGGCGCCGGGACUGAGAGCCCGAAAGCGCCGAGACGCCGGGGGCCCCCGGGCCGGGAGAGAGACAAAGCCCGCGGCAGCGACGGCAACGGGAGGCGCAGCCCGUGCCGCCGAGGCCGAGACGUCGGGCGGAGGGAGGGCGCAGCCGAGACGCCGGGCGUGGAGUCGCAGGCCGGGCGCGAGACCUCGGGCGGAGACCUCCCGGGCUCCGGGGGGACCGAGCCCAAGGCGGGGGAGCGACCUCGGGCGGAGAGUCGAAGUCCCAAGGAGGGAAGUGCGCGGAGCCGGGGCCCAGGAAGCGAGAAGGGGCGCGACGGCGGCCGCGGCCCGCCCGGCGCCCACCUGGCGGCUUCUGCGAGCAGCAGCGCCCCGCGUCCCGCCCGCGCGGAGCCCCGCACCUCCUGGCCGCGCCGCCGCCGGCGAUGA